ACCCUUUGGAAUCAUUUUCCUCCUCCCCCUACGACUCAACUGCGUGGGUGAGGGUGGAGGUCCCGCUUUCUUCGCGGUGCCCAUUUCCCAAACACGAUUUCAUCAGGGUUAGCGUCUUGUUUUGCUUUGCAGCUAGCCCUGACGGUGCCAUCCCGUCCACUGUUGAGGCCGGCCAGCCUCACAUGUUCUCUGCGCAAGGGGUGGCAGCUCACCCCCUGCUCUCUUUUUGUUCUUCCACCUUUCGCUUUUGCUGCUGCCGUCCUCUUGACCCCUGCACAACGCCUGAAUGCCACACCUUCUUCGCCAUGGCCCCAGCCGGAUCUCCUUCCAUUUAAGAAGCAGGGAGCCACCACCCCAUUGCUCGUCCUCUCCAGGCUCGCAAGGUAGAUGAGGCACCGGAAAACAGGCUGCUCCAGGGAAGUUCUAGCGCUAAAGGAGCUCCGCGGCGCAUCCCAGUGAGAGGAGCCAUGAGCAGCUUCGCGGGGCAGAGGUCGAGGCCGUGGGUGGGGGUGGCGGGCGCCGGCGCCGGCGCCACGUCGGAGCCCGCGGGCGACAGCGUCGCGAGGGACGACGCCGCGGCGGCCUUGUCCAUGAGGGGCGCCGCCGACGCGCCCACCAACGCCAGCGCCAUCUCCUUCGGCUUCGCGGCCACGGCCGUCCUCGUCUCCAUGUUCCUCCUCAUGGCCAUCUUCGAGCACCUCAUCAAGCCCGGCCUGGCUUCCUCCUCGUCGUCGCCCUCCUCCUCCACGCGCCCCGACGGCGGCGGCGGCGAAGGCCGCGCCCGCGCCGUCGGCCUGCCCCACGCCCGCCUGCACCACCACCACCACCACCGCGACGCGUCGCCGGACAAGCUCGGCCACCCGCCCAAGGUGGAGGACGACCCCGUGGCGGCGGCGGCGGACCUGACGGUGCUGAUGCCGGGGCACCGGUACCCGACGUUCCUCGCGCAGCCGGCGCCUCUCGCGCCGUGGCCCAGGGAAGGCGUGCGCUGGCCUCCCCAUGACCAGGAGCAUCAUCGCAGUUCAUUUGCUCCGCCGCCAUGACUUUUGUUUUCCUUUCCCUUUCUGUGUACAGAGUGUAGUUUGUAAAAUGCAGGGCGUGCAGCACAUUGGUCUGGCUGCUUCUUUGUUCAUGUUCAUGAUGAGGCUUCGAUAGCCCACUGCAAAUGCGUCGUAACUUCAGGAAAUUUUUCCACCACAUUGUCGGCCGGAAAAUGGAAUGGGUUGGCUCA
Panicum virgatum (switchgrass) is the source of this 1231-nucleotide messenger RNA. RefSeq lists its product as uncharacterized. Bases 468 to 1043 code for a protein of 191 amino acids. The record is from RefSeq and is a predicted model, not a curated record. The transcript has 3 exons. Lineage: Eukaryota; Viridiplantae; Streptophyta; Magnoliopsida; Poales; Poaceae.